This is a messenger RNA of Blepharisma stoltei, 8272 nucleotides long. The record is from the annotation of a GenBank genome assembly. NCBI's taxonomy places the organism in Eukaryota, Ciliophora, Heterotrichea, Heterotrichida, Blepharismidae.
AUGGAAGCUUUGCAAGCCUUAAAUAAUUCCUUACUCCCCCCCCCCCUCCGUGAGCGAACAAAACCAUUAGAAAAAUCGCCAUUUUUUGACCAAAAACCCACCCUCCGUGAGUGAACAAAAAUUUUUUUAAUAGAAAAAAAUUUUAAUGGAAAAAAAUUUUGAUAUAUAAGUGAUAAUUAGUAUAAUGAAAUCUAGAGCUAAUUCUGUUUAAUUUUAAACAAAUUGCGUUUUAAAACAUAAAUUUUGCAAAUUAAAUUAAUAUUUGCUUCCCAAUUUUUGCAAAUUAGGAUUUUUUUAAAUUUCGAAAAAAAUAUUUUUUAUAAAAUUUAUAUAUAAAUUUUUUUUAAAAAAAAAAAUUAACCCCCCUCCGUGAGCGAACAAAAUUUUUUUGUUCGCUCACGGAGGGGGGGGGGGGAGUUAGAGCUUCAAUGGACUCCAGAAGGCCUUUCACACGCAUGUGAAGCUAUUAUUGCCUACCUAUCCUCUCCACACCACACAAAGAAAAUUCUUCAUUUAAUUUGGACUAUCGCUAAAAAAAUUUCCCAAAAAAUAAAAGAUCAAGACCCUCUUCAAUACCAAUCUCUCUUUGAAAAAGCUUCAGGCUCUUAUCUUUUCCAGCUAAAACUCUACAAACUUCUUCAGCUGCCUGCAAAUAUCCAGAUUUUAUCUUCUUUAGUCCGUAAAUCAAUUGAAUCGAAAUUAUUCAAGGAAUCAAAAAUCCCGAAAUUUGACUUUUCUCAGCAAAAUAUAAAUCCAUUAGAAUUAGGAGAAAACGCCCCUGCAGCUAUUUUCCUGCUUAACUCAGCACCAGUUUCUCAGUUGGUGCAGAAUUUUAUCAGCACUUAUCUUAACGAUAAAGCAAUUAAGCCAAAUUUGCGUGAAUUUAUGAUCCUUUAUAAGCCUAUGCUGGCCCAGAUAACGACUCAGCAGUUUGGGGAUGAGCUAUUAGGCCUGGUAAAAAGAAUUAUUAUUAGAGCUGUAGCAUUGCUUCCUGAAGUGACCAUGAUGAUUUCUUAUUUAUCCUGCGACAUGUCGCCAUUCAUCUGGGAAAUUUUCAGUCCUAAUUUAUUAGAAUAUCUCUACAACGAAAAAUAUUUUAACGAAGCUUUAGCACUCUUUAAAGUUUUAGCUAAAAAAAGCUCAGAUUUAACUGAAUUUCAAGGCAAAUUAGUAAUGCUUCGAGAUCUGAAUGAGUCUCAAGUGUUUUCUCUGCUUUCCACAUUAUCCCAUAUCCCAAUAGCACAACUUCCAAAUCCAGAGCCUUUGGUAAACUACACAAUUGCAAUGGGAAACAGAGUGAAAAAAGAAGCCUUCAAAAAAUCUGUGGCUGAUUGUGUAGCAAACUUAAACCCACAGCCAACUCCUCAGCUGAUCCAAUAUUUGCAAAGCAAUAUCCAAAAUGCAGCUUUUGCGAAUUUAUUGAGUGUUUAUAUUAGGAAAUAUGAUCUAAAAAUUGAGGUGAAUUACCCUAAUGUGUCUUCAUCAUUAUUACUGGCAAUGGCUCUUUCUAUCAAAAUCCCUCAGCCUUGUCCAGUUCCAGUGCAGAAUUUUUUAAAUGAUAAAGGCUCAUCGUUAUAUUUACUGCAAAAUUUAUCAGCUGAUGAAUCCUUGGCUAUAGCAAGGGCAAUAAGAAAUGGGCUAGAAAUUUUCCCUGAAAGCGAAACAUUAUGCAACAAGUUUGCAGCUUUUACUUUAAGCAAGCAUGGAGCUGUAAGGAAAUUCUGCCACGAAAACUGGCCAAGGUCUCCAGUUGCUUUUCUCUGUCAUGGAUUUAUGGGCUGCGCUAAUGAUGAAAUUUUAGUCGACAAUUAUUCAAACAGUUUUAAGCCUAUUAUUACUAAGCUUAUUACUUCAAUAAAAACAAGCGAAGACGCAUAUGCAAUUGCAGAGCUGCUAAGUGCGGAUGGACUUUAUUCAAUAAAAAGGACUAGUUUUGUGGUCUCUAAAUAUCAUUCUGCAUUCAAUGCUUUUGACCCAGCACGCGUCUUUAGCUGUAAAAGAAUUGCAGGGCUUGCCUUGACUGUUGGGAAUUUCCAAGAAAUGUUUGACUAUGGGCUUGCUAAAAUUCAAUACGAAAAAUUCAAAAUCCAUAGAGAAAAAAGAGAAUUCGUAGAAGGCAGCUAUGAUAACCCUCAUUUUAAUGAAGUCCCAAAGCUUCUUCAAAUAUGUGAAGAAAUGCUGAAUAAAGCAGGCAUCAAAGGAGACCCAAGGAACAGCCAACUUGUAGAAAAAGCAUUCGGUGUUGUCUGGAACCAAAUGGCUGCAGAAGUUGGAGCUAUUCUUAACGGCUUUUCAGUCGGAAUCAAAUUGAGAGCUAAAUUGACACCAGUCCCAGAGUUUUUUGAUCGUCUCUACAGACAAGUGCUUCCAGUUGUAUAUGAAUUAUAUCAAAUCAAUGACGUAAGUGGGCCAAUUUGGCAUUUUGUUGAUACUUUGUUGUCUAACUCUAAAAGCUUCAGCCGAGUUGCGUCACAAUUUACUACAGCAUUUUUAAGAAGUUCUUUAAAUAUUACCAGUGAUAAAGCCCUGAAUAAAAUUUUCAGCUUUGUUGAUUCAAAUAUUUCAAUAUCAAAGCUUGACUUAAAUGAAGCUUAUUUAUUAGAAAAAAUUGUUAUCUAUGUGCUGAGGCAGUUAGGAACUAGCUUAAGGUCUUCAGCUUUGAGCAUGAUGAUUGAAUUUUUAUAUGCGAAAAACUUUUUCUCACUAGAAGACUCAAUCCAGCAGAUCUGCCACGUUUUGCAAACUUAUAGCAGCCCACUCAUAAACUCUAUUUUCCCUCCGCUUAUCCCUCUCUUAAAGCCUCACCACUGGGAGCCUCUUUUUGACAUUCUUUUACUCCUUGAGCCUCUUACAAAGCAAGUGCUUCUUGACUAUUUAUUACAAUAUGAAGAUACAAUUCCAAAUGAAAAAUGGUCAGUUUCCACAAUUUAUUUAUCCCUUUUUGACGAAGUUGAUACCGUUUCCAGCUGUUCUCAAGAGAUUUGGGAGAAAUUUAACUUUAAACUGACAUUGGACAUAUUCUUAGACAAUAUUUUGGUAUGUAUUUUUCAUGACAAUGUAGAUAUUCAAACAAUGGCAGCUAAAGGGACAGCAAAGGCUAUGGAAAGCAACGAAGACUGGAAAGCUCCAGCCAUGCACAGAGCAUUUGUGGAGUUUGAUAGGAGAAAUGACAAUAGAGAAGGAAUUAUCAAGCUGCUUAAUCAAUGUGUAGAAAUUUUGCCUAAAGCGCUGGUAAUUGAAACAGUCGAGUUUAUACUUGAUAAAGGGAUGGAAGACCCUACAGACCACUUCAGAAGUGGCCUGCUUGAGACUGGAAUUUUGUAUUUGAAUACACGUGGAGAAGCUUAUGUUAACGAAAUUUUCACAUUGCUUCAGCUGAGAAUUGACUCGCCUCAUGAAAGCACAAGACAUUCAGCAGUUGUGAUGCUAGGAUUUCUCGCUAAGUUCUUUGGUCCUGAAGAUUUCAGAAUAGAAAGCACAAUUGAGUUGCUGCUUAAAUCUUUGGACAUUCCUUCAGAUAUGCUGGCAAGCACUGUUUCUAAAUGUCUGCCAAGACUUGCAUCGUAUAGGCCUCACCUAUUAGAGGGAUUAAUUGAUAGAGAAGUCAAAAAAAUUUUCGAUAAAAAACCUAUUAAGCAAAAAAGAGGUGCGGGGUAUGGUCUGGCUUCUCUUAUUGAAUCUUAAUGCUAAUUCUAAUACAAUAUGUGUUUAAGAGUUCAAGUUUCCUGGGUCCUCCGUUCUAUAGUGAUGUUCUGCUGGAUGGCUGAUCGUAAACGCUGUAAGCCUAGACCAAAACCCCUUUUUCGAAGGGAGUACCCUAUAUCCAGAGAUAAGCAUUUACUAGGAAAUUCAAUUCAAACUUGCAACGUUGAUCAAGCUUAUCCCGAUACUGGCUGCUUCCUAGGCCAGAUCGUUGCAUUAAAGGGAAAAGAGCUGGAGAGACUCCCAUUUUUGUCGUCUAAUUGCCUUCCCUUUUUUUCGGUUAUUUCGAGAAAGAGCUCAACAGCUUUCACCAUUUGGGGCCAGCUUAAGGGAAAGUAAGUUCCUUGCCUCAUACUGCUCGCCUUCCUCUAUGGCCGGAAAAAAAUAUGCAAUUAACUACCCAAGGAGUCAGGACUGAAAUUAGCUGACUCAUUAUCUCUUGCUUUGAGGUUACUGACUAUUUCUAUGGUAAAAUUGCAGCUCAAAACCCACCCUCUAGAAUACGAUCCACGCCUCCUGCAGCUUUUAUAUAUGGAUUCUCUUAUUAAAGGAGGUGGAAUAAAGACCCUUAUAAGCUACCACAUUUUAGACAUUUUUGAAAACAUCAUAAACAACAAAAAAGCGCCUACACUCGACAAAGGAGCUAUUCUUAUUGCAAUUGAAGGGCUUUGUUCAGUCCUUGGGAGAUCAUUUGAGCCUUAUUUCGGAGAAGUACUGCCGUUCAUUUUAGACUGUUUUUCUGAUAAAGAGCUGCAAGAACAAGCUAACAAUGCUGCCAGAGUGCUUAUGUCGAAGCUUUCAGCUAAUGGGAUGAAGAAAAUUCUGCCAUUGCUAACUCGUGGAUUAGAAGAAACCAAAUGGAAAAGUAAAGUCGGAGCUAUCGAAGCUUUAGGAAAAUUAGCAUUCUGCUCAUGGAGACAGCUUGCUUUAUGUCUACCAGACGUAGUCCCACAAGUGGUAAAAGCUUUUUCAGACACCAACCCAAAUGUACUUGAUGCUGCCAAAACUGCUAUUACUGAUAUUGGCUCAGUAAUUACCAAUCCUGAAAUAUUCCAAAUUGUUCCGAUCUUAACCAAAGCUCUUGGCGACAUUUCAGCUUUGAGCGAAGUCUAUAAAGUACUGAUUGACACAGCAUUUCACCAUUAUAUGGACGCUCCAUCUCUCAGUUUAUUAAUACCAUUAAUAGAAACAGGCUUAAAAUCCAGAAGUAUAGAGCUUAAAAAACAAGCUUGUCAAAUAGUAGGAGGAAUCACAAAGCUCAUAUCAGACCCUAUGGAAAUUUUCCCAUACCUGGAACGUAUCGUGACUUCUCUGAAAUAUUCUUUAUUUGAUGCUUUGCCUGAGGUUAGAAAUAUUGCUGCUCAAAACUUAGGAGCUUUAUGCAAUGGGAUUGGAAAUGAGCUUGCCCAGCCUAUAGUUGACUGGCUUCAAGACAUCAUGCAAAACAACAAUCCUAAUGUAGAAAGAUCUGGAGCAGUCCAUGCUUAUAGUGAAAUUAUUUUAUAUAAUGACCAUUGGGAGCAGCUUCUGCCUGACCUGUUGAAAAAAUGCAAUGACGAUUCUCCAAUAAUUAGAGAAAGCUAUCUUGGGGUCUUUAUUUUUAUCCCACCAAACACACAAGGAAAAUUUGAAAGAUACCUCAACAAAGCCCUCCCUAUAUUUUUAAAGAAUUUAAGCCACGAAAAUGAAGACGUCAGAAAAAUCGCUGUCAGAGUUGUGCAGUUGCUUAUACAAGACUAUGGCAGGACUAAUAUGGAAAGCUUUUUCGUUCCUUUAGAAGAAGGGCUUUUCCAGCAGAACUGGAGGACCAGACAAAGCUGCAUCACACUUAUGGGAGAAAUGCUAGAUAAAAUGGAAGCUUUAGGCAGAAGAGAAGGAAAACAGCUGAUAAACCACGAAAUAAAGAACAGGAUACUUGCAUCUGUUUAUAUUUUGAGAUCUGACCACUCGGGGACAAUUCAUGUUAAUGCUGUUUCUAUCUGGAAAUCACUUGUGGAAAACACGCCUAAGUUUUUGCUUGCCUUGACACCUGAACUGGUUUUGAGAGUAGUACAAAUUUGUGAUAAAGAUGUGUCAGAACCACGAGAAAUAGCUGGGACUUCAGUGCAAGGACUGAUUUCUAAAUAUCAAGGGAAGCUCUUUUCAAGCUAUUUAAGACACUUUGAAAUGUACUUUGACAAAUAUCCCAAAGGUGUUGCUUUUGCGUUAAGAAUUGUAUGUGAAUCUGCAACUAGAAACCUAUUGAUUACUUAUAGUGACAAUAUUAUUCAAAUCUUAGAGCAUUUAUUGCACUCUAAUGAUAAAGAUUUCUUAGAAAAUGCAGGUGGGAUCUUCCAUGACUUAUACAAUAAAACAACUAUUGAUAAUAAAGAUCCAGGCGCCCUAUCUCUGCUUGACAAAGUAGUCGUUUAUCCAGCUGCUUGUAGAGAACUUUUGAAAUUCAAAAAUGAUGGGAUUACCAAAGCACUUCUUCCUAAAAUUAUGAGCUCGGAGCACAGAUCAAAAACUCUUCCUGAGGUCGCAGAUCUAAUAGCUGAUGACUUAUUUAAUAUCAGAGAACUAAACGACAUUUUUACACAAAUUAUCAAUGGAGGUGAUUCUCUUCUAAACGCUACCAAAAUCAUAAUAGCUUCCCUUAGUGACCAUUCUAAUCUAGAAUCUGCUUUAAAUAAGCUGGAAUACCCAGUCCAAAGUGUCCUUCACAUAGUGGACUAUUUCUGCUCACACACCAAGCUGAAUUUCACUGGAUACGUUGACAAGCUGUUAACACUGAUUCUUCCAGCUCUCCUUGUAAAUGAGCCAGAAACCAUAGCAUUUUUGCCAGAAGUUUUGAAGAAAACCAUAGCCUCUAUACCUAAAGAAGAGCUCUGUUUCUAUUUCCCUAUCUUUAAAUCACACCUCAGCAAUGCUCGUAGGAUUCAGUUAUUCAAUGAGCCUAAAGGCCUUGACCCAUUUUUACCUAUUCUACAAAGCGCAAUUAUGUAUGGAAGCCCAGAAAUCAAAGAAAUGGCCUCAAGAGGAUACUGUGAUAUUAUACAGCUGACUGAUGAAGCUCCUUUACUUCCUUAUGCUGUCAAUAUAGCUGGACCUUUAAUCAGAGUUUUAAGUGAAAGAGUCCCAGGUGAUGUAAAAGUUGGGAUUUUAGACGCCCUUUAUUUUUUGCUAGAAAAAAGCCCAGCCAAGCUGAAAACCUUUGUGACACAGCUACAAAGCGUGUUUGUGAAAUCUAUGAGUCAUACUGAGAAAAACGUCAGAGAUGCAGGACAUAGGAAUUUGAUUGAACUUUUGAAGCUGAAACCAAGAGUGGACUUAUUGGUAAGUGACCUCUGCGGACUGGAUGGACCUGAAGAAAUUGUGGUACAAGGACUGCAGACUCUUCAAGAAGUGGCUAGAAGAACUGAAAUCCCAAGCCAAUCUAAAACAAGUGCAGCCAAUAAAAUGAUGAACGAUUUGAAAGAAAACACAGCCAGAAGCGUCACUUAUGAGGCUGGAAAACUACUUGGACUGAUUGCGCCACAUCCAUAAUUAAAAUAUGGCGUCUUCGUCUGGGCAUGGCCUCCCGGCCAUGCAGCCUCGACUCAUAUUUUAAUUAUAUCCGGCAAGGUUUUACCAUUUCAGAGAUGGACAGCAAUGCUAGGUAAGCAAUUCUGGUAGCUUUCAGAGCCUAGCCCAAGUCUAUUCUCAGGGUGGAUUUUUCCUCGUGGGGAAGGAGGGUGCAAGGUUGGAAAGGGGAAGCCCAGCAAAGUCCUCUGGACCAUUCGGGCAACUCCCUAGCGUGAAACUGGGCGUUACGUCCCAGGCUUUGCAUUUUUCCUUUUUGCCGAUAGCCGACCAGAAAAAUCCAUUUUUGGGUUUUUCGGAAAAGCAACCCAUGUACAAGCAAGUAGCUCAUCCAUGAGCCGUCGAAGACGUGGACAUUUGCCCUGGAAGCACCCUGGUGAUCAAAGCGAGUUUGUCUCCAGCAGACUGGUGGGCCCGAUGCGACGAAAGGCGAGUGAUAAACCUGGAGUUGUAACCCCGUAGUGGACGUUAAGCGAUAUAAAUUCUAAUGUAAUGUAAUGUAAUGAUUGCGCCACAUCCUCCUACUAUUUUAGAAAGUCUUCCUAUUAAUGAAGCAGGCCUUCAUAUUGCUGAAACAAUGCUAAGUGAGCUUCCAGAAGAGAAUUUAUAUCAGGCAGAAGGAUAUUUUGAUGAGCUUAUCAAUUCAAAUUAUACAGAAGCUCUUGGACUCUUAACAAAUCUCUCAAAAGUUCAUCCAAAAGCUACAUUUAUGAUCAGUAUGAGACAUUUUGACCUCUUUGCAAAUAACUUAGCCCCAGCUUUGCCUUUACUAAUAUCAUUACCAAGUGAGGAGUUUUCUGCAAAUAUCGAUGCCCUCAGCGAGCUGCUCCCUGCAAUUGCGAAAGCUUGCAAAGCAGGUGGCGACCCUAACCUAGACCAAGCUGUCAUUAACAUUUUUUCAAUCAACAAAAAGAAAAUCGAUAACGUCCUAAAAGCUUUACAUUUGCUAGAUCAAGGUGCUGACCAAGUGUUUUUCAGACAGUACGCAGAAAGACUUAUCCAAGGCUAA